AUGAAAAAACCUUCUCAUAAUUGGGUUUGUUGUAUAGAAAAACUAGCUAUUUUUGAUAAAAUACUAACAUAUGAUAAUUUACAAGAACAAAUAAUUUCUGCAACAUUUUUAGCAGAAGACAAUAAUAAAACAAAUGAAGAUUCUGAAGUAAAAGAUAUUGAGUACAAUCCAAAUAUCAUUGAAUAUAUUAGUGAAAAUGUUAACAGAGAUAUUGGUAAAAAUGUAGAGGUUGAAAAUUCAAAAAAUUUAUCUAUAGCACUUCGAAAAUCAUGUUGUCAAAAUUUUAACAA
Racocetra persica is the source of this 290-nucleotide messenger RNA. Lineage: Eukaryota; Fungi; Glomeromycota; Glomeromycetes; Diversisporales; Gigasporaceae. The record is from the annotation of a GenBank genome assembly.